AUGAUUCGAAGUUUAGUUAAAUCGAUUCAGUAUAUUAAAAUUCCCACAGUCGAAUUUUUGUUUGCGACAAGGAAAUAAGAUAUCGAUAUUAUUCCAUUAGGUUUCCAAUUUAUUGCAUUGAAACUUCGAAGAAAACAAAAAUACUUUCUAUGGCUCAACCAACAUAUUUGUCCAUUCCUGGAACCGAAAUUCGAUAUCGUCUUGUUUCCGUCUUACAUUGAUUUAAGAGUUCUUAUGACAUCAGUGGAAGAUCAAGAAGAAAUUGGUUCUUGUGUUGCAAAUGCAUUUGCAGCUGCUUAUGAAUAUUUAAUAAAAAGAACAGCUAAUCGACAUGUUGAUGUCAGUCGUCUAUUUAUUUAUUAUAAUAGUCGAUGCAUAGAUGGACUCGAUUCAGACAAUAUGAAAGACAAUGGUACUCAUAUUACUAGUGCUAUUGAAGCAUUGAAGAAAUGGGGUUGUUGUAAAGAAGACACUUAUCCAUACAAUGAAAAAAAUAAAAAUACAAAACCUUCUCAACAUUGUUAUGACGAAGGGAAAAAUUAUCGUAUAAAAAAAUUUAUGCAAAUCAAAGUUGAUUUAAAUGAAAUGAAAGCAUGUUUAGCUGAAAGUUAUCCAUUUGUGUUUGGACUUCAAUUAUUUGAAUCUUUUAUGGAGGCUGAAAAGCAAAAUGGUCGAGUACCAAUGCCAACACUUUUUCCUCGAAACAAAGAUAAGGUGAUUGGACAUCAUGCAAUGUUGGCAGUUGGAUACAAUGACGAUCAAAAAUGUUUCAUUGUAAAAAAUUCGUGGGGUGAACGUUUUGGCGAUAAAGGUUAUGUUUACAUUCCGUAUGAUUACUUGUCCAAUCCAGAUUAUUGUCGAGAAUUACAUGCGAUUCAUGUCGUUUCUUGUAUAAAUGAUUUUGACGAUCAUUCAUCAGAUUUUCCAUUGAAUACUUCAAACAAUUUAUCGGAAAAUAGAAAUAAUCGCAGAGUUUUACCAAAAGGCUCAGCCAACUCAUCGAAUGUUCCUCUUGAAGAAAGAACAGAAAUGAAUGCAAAUACACCUUUCAUUUCAUCGUCAGAAACGAAAACAUCGAAAUCGAAGAAAUGUUCAUCUUCAAUUUACAAAUGGAUUCAUCUCAUUUUCUUUGUAGUGAAUUUAUUAUUCAUCGUGGGAGAACUUGCCUAUGGUAUAUUCAAAUAUAUUCGAUAUAUCCGACGUGAUGAGUAUUAUAUCUAUCCGAAAGAAAAUUCCAUUUAUUCUCAUAUAAUUAAAAUUGGUUAUCAAAUUGAAAAUUGUUCUGAUUUUCAAACAGGAUUCAAAUCAUAUUUUAUGAAUUCAACUGCUUAUGAUGUUUAUCAAUAUUAUGUUACUUCAUCAACAGAGAAUAAACUGAUACACACUGGUUUUUGGAUAUGUUCUCUCAUCGGAUUCUUUUUCUCAAUAUAUCAUUCGUAUACAAAUUGGACAAAAGCUAAAGUUGAUAAAAGUGAAAAAGAAAAUAGAAAAAAUGAGCAAAAGGAAGAAGCAAAAUGUUGUGUUUAUCCUGGAAAAAUUUUGAAAAUAAUAAGAAAUUGGAUUUAUCAAAUGAGUAUUCCAAUCUCAUGUUUAACAAUUUCAUUAUUCGAUUAUAAAACAAUAUGUUUACAAAAUCUUUUUAGUUUUGAAAGUGCUAUUACAGAUUAUUUACUAAUGUUAACAUUAUUCUUAGUUAUUUGUGUUAUUUCACUUAGUCUUUAUGAUAUUUCUGCAAAACGAAAAAGAUUUUCUUGGUAUCAAGUCCUAUCAACAAUAUACAUUGGUAUUUUCGUUAUCCUAGCUGCUUUGCUUUUGCUCGGAUUUUUUGUUCUCUCAUGGUUCUGUCGUUUUGUAUUGAUAACCUCGAUAUUGAUGAUCAGCGCAACAGUUUUGGCCAUAAUUGGUGCUGUUUUGGAUGCGUUAAUAUAUAGAAGAAUCGAUUAA
This is a messenger RNA of Adineta ricciae, 1944 nucleotides long. Lineage: Eukaryota; Metazoa; Rotifera; Eurotatoria; Adinetida; Adinetidae. The record is from the annotation of a GenBank genome assembly.